Molecule: messenger RNA, 1404 nt
Organism: Sardina pilchardus (European sardine)
Lineage: Eukaryota; Metazoa; Chordata; Actinopteri; Clupeiformes; Clupeidae
Gene: gmnc
Product: geminin coiled-coil domain containing
Exons: 5
Coding region: 65-1279 (404 amino acids)
Biological process (GO): negative regulation of DNA replication; negative regulation of cell cycle
Cellular component (GO): nucleus
Source: RefSeq, a predicted model, not a curated record
UCUCGGGACUCCCCUUCACGCGCCCUUGUCCGCGCCUUGCAUCCAGAACCUACCUGCCCGCGAAAUGAGCACCAUCCUUUCCUGCCAAGAUCUGAGCUUUGUAGGGGGGCAGCGCUACAACUGCCCUUACUCCGUCUCGACGUCAGCUGACCCCAGUGUUGACGUUUCCACGGAUACGCUGGUCUCCCUCUGGGACGCCCGUCCCCGGGACAACGCAGCGUGCCAACAGCACGAGCCGCCACUGCGGGAUUUGCAGCAUUCAGACCAUGGGGCGGUGUCCCUUCAGACGUGGCCAGACCAUCUUUCCCCGCAACUUCAGAGGAACAAGCAGCUUCAGGACACUUUGAUGCAGAGAGAAGAGGAACUUGCUCGACUUCAUGAUGAGAACAACAAGCUCAAAGAGUUCCUCAACUCCUCUUUUGUUAAAUGUCUGGAGGAGAAACGAAAGAAGCUCCUCUACGGUCCCAGCCGUCACAGGAAGCGGCGUCAGCAGGCGUGUGCGGAGGAGCGUGGUCCGUGCGGGCUGGUCCCAGAUGGUGUGACGAAGCGGACUUGUCGGAACCUGUCUCUGGAGUUCUGCUCGGCUGAGGAGCUGGCGACCACUCCGCCGCUGGACUCCUGGGUUCUGGAGACGCUGGGCCUGAAGGACCAGGACACCAUUGACCCAGAGUCUGGGUUCGGCAGCCCCACUCUGGACCCCACGCAGCCAUCUUUCAACCCAGCCUCCUCCAACCCCGUCUCCACCAGCUACAUCUCCCCCUCCGCCCACUACAGCCCCCCCGCGCUGGGCUCCACCUGUGACUUCAGCGCCAUCAUGGACUCCUCCAGCAGCUACAGCUGCAGCCUGCAGUCCUCAGGCAGCUACGCCCACGACGCAGACCCCUCAUCCAGCCACGCCUCUUCUCUAAGCUCAGCCUCAGAGUUCAGCUCCAGCGUGGAGAUGCCCCUGGUGUACCCCCACACCCCGACAGUGGCCCCCCAGGCCCUGCACCCCACGGGCCGUCUCCUCUCCCCUGACCUCUCUGAACGCCUGGCCCCGGUGGCGGCCUCCACGCCGCAACGUUCUCCUCAGCUGCAGUGCAGCAGCUCCCCCAGGCCUGCAGGGGGCAGUAGUGAGCUGUGCUCCCCGGUACAAAGCAGGAGCGAUCUGGCCUUCAGCAUGCUCCUCAGCCCUCGGAACAGCGUGCGCACACACAGCUUCCCCCAGGGCCAGGCCUUUGUGCGCAAGGAUGUGCAGGGUGGCUGGAACUUUACCUGGGUGCCCAAGCAGUGUGCAUAGACGUUCUGUAGCUAGCGCCCUCUGCGUGUGUGAGGACCAAACAGACUCAUUUCUACCAGAAGUUACAGAGGCAUUUGUACUGGCUGUACAACAGCGAAAAUGAUGUGUUGUGUGUUGUGUGAUUG